Molecule: messenger RNA, 2703 nt
Organism: Cucurbita moschata (crookneck pumpkin)
Lineage: Eukaryota; Viridiplantae; Streptophyta; Magnoliopsida; Cucurbitales; Cucurbitaceae
Product: transcription factor MYB80-like
Exons: 8
Coding region: 1692-2651 (319 amino acids)
Source: RefSeq, a predicted model, not a curated record
AUCACAGAGACGACAAUCUUCCAAAGAAGACGAUGGCUUCAAACUUCGCAGCAAUUCGCCGUUCCAUCGCUCCUCUUCUCUUUCGAGUGAUUGUGGCUCAUCAUCCUAAACUUUCUUCGAAUUCCAUUGCACGCCAUUCCAAUUCUGCGUUCAAAAAGCGUACAAUUUUUUUGUCCCUGUCCUGUUGGUGUCGGGGUAGCCGAUCGAUGACAACCGAACCUUGUUUUUUGGUUUCUUCGGUGUUCAGGAUUUUUCUUCGCCAAAUUUUUGCUCACCUGAGUUGGCUUCAAGUCUCUUCAACCUCUUUUGUUUUGCUUUCACUGCCAUUUAUGGAUUCUUGUUGUUACAUGUGGCUUCCAUAUCAUGAUAAUUGAGUAGAAGGGUUGGAGGUGGAGAACCUUUUUAACUGGUUUAGUAACUGAGGUUUCAAAGAACAUGAAUUACUUUCUUGAAGGUUUCAAGUUGGCUGGGCUUAAUGUACACGACUGUCCCAUCAGGGGGUCUACUAAUGCUACUUUUGGAAAUGCAACAGAACUGAUUAUAUCAAUUUUGGCACUGAAGUCAAAUGAUACGUGCUGUUCAGCUAUAAUUACUAUCCUUAAUUAUGUCGAACAUGUUCCUGGUGCUUGGUUGUGCAUUCUUCUUUGGUGGGAUUGUUUUCUAUGAAAAAGGUCUGUUGUUAAUGGCUGUCAUGGGCCUGCUUUUUACUGCCCUUCUUCACUACAGCCACAGUGAAUCCCAUUUUGGGAAGUCGAAAUUGGCACUCGAGAUUCAGCAGGAUAUUUCUCUGGGCGUAGCUAUCGGAUCAUCAACCCAGAUAUCUAUGUUCGGGAUUCCUUCCUUUGUCGUAACUGGGUGGAUUAUGAGACAACCAAUGAACUCGAACUUUGAACUCUUGUAGUCGGCGACUCUUAUAACUGUAAUUGUCGUAACUUUCUUGCUCUAGGUAUGUAAUCAAACCCCCUUAUUUGUGAGAGUAGUAAAAUAAGUCACUAAGUGAUUGAGGGAGGAGAAUUGUCUGUAGAUUUAGUAGAAUAAGUUACUGACUUAUGGAGAAACUACAAGAAAAUUGGUAGUAGUAGUUGCCAAAUUGUAUACUAAGUUUUAUACUUUGAUUAGGAAGAUUGCAAAGUUUAAGAAGUUAGUUAGUGCCUUCUCUCAGUAAAUACUCUUUUCACAACAACAAAGAGAAUUAAUGAGCAUAAGUGCUUAAGGUUCCUCUAUUCAAAAGCUCUCUCCCUUCACGUUGUCCUUUUUUGGUUAUUUCAUUUGUUUCGACAUAUUUCGAUUCAUAUCGGCCUGUUUUAUUAUGACCCUGGCCUGUUUUAUUAUGACCCUGGAAAAGAGUCAACGAGUGGAGGAGAGAGAAAGAUGGGGAGAGGUAGAGAGAGGGUUGACCUGGUGUCUGAAGAGUGAGCUACCCACCAUCUCACACGCUCAAUGGCGUUGAAUUUUUUAAUAAAAUCAUGCACCUUUGAUGCCCCUCUCUCUCUCUCUCACUCUCUCUUUUUCCAUAUAACCAAACCCCAUGCAAUCACUUCUCAUUUCCCACUCUCCAUUAUAUAUAACAAUCCCAAUCUACUCUCUUCCCAUAAUACAAAAAGAACACCCUCUUUUUCUUUGUCUGAACAAAAAAAAAAAAAAAAAAAAAAAAAAAUUACUGAGAAAUACAGAAAAGAAAAGAAAGACAAAUGGGCAGAAUUCCGUGCUGUGAGAAGGAAAAUGUUAAGAGAGGACAGUGGACUCCUGAAGAAGAUAACAAGCUGUCGUCCUACAUCGUCCAGCACGGCACUCGAAACUGGCGCCUUAUCCCCAAGAAUGCUGGUCUCCAAAGAUGUGGGAAGAGCUGUCGGCUACGUUGGACUAAUUACCUUCGCCCUGACCUGAAGCAUGGCCAGUUUUCUGAUAUGGAAGAACAAACUAUUGUCAAGCUACAUUCUGUCGUUGGCAACAGGUGGUCAUUGAUUGCAGCUCAGUUACCUGGUCGAACCGAUAAUGAUGUCAAGAAUCACUGGAACACUAAGUUGAAGAAGAAGCUAUCAGGAAUGGGCAUUGAUCCAGUCACUCACAAGCCAUUCUCCCAUCUCAUGGCUGAAAUCGCCACCACUCUGGCUCCUCCACAAGUUUCCCAUCUUGCCGAAGCAGCGCUCGGCUGCUUCAAAGACGAAAUGCUUCACCUUCUUACAAAGAAGCGCGUCGAUUUCCAGCUUCAACAAGCUAACGUACCGCCCGGAAGCACGACAGGAACGUACAUUCACGGCAAACAAAAUGAGAAAGAUGGUACUGUUGAGAAUAUCAAACUUGGUUUGUCAAGAGCCAUUCAACAGCCUGAUCUCAUCUCCCCUUAUAAGCCUUGGAAUUCUACUGAUGCAGUAGGGACAAGCAAUUGUUUUCCUGCAUCAACGUCGGAGUUCCAAUACGCUCCACUGUCGUUCGGGACCGAGGGGGACGGGUCAUCAUGGAGCCAGAGCUUAUGUACGGGAAGUACGUGCACGGCCAAACAACAGGGGCAACUGCAUGAAAUUCUUGAAGAAACAGAAGAAGAGCUAUCAGAGAGUGGCAAAGAGAUGAGAAAUAGGACAAGUAUUUUCAGUUCAAACUCAGUGUUGUGGGAUUUACCAUGUGAUGAUCUGAUGAAUGCAAUAGUCUGAGGAAGAUGAAAAUAAAACAGAAUUUCUAAAUCAUUCAACAAAGCCUUACAAC